AUGUGUACGAUUGCGGCUCGGAGUGCCAGCAGGCAGACUGGAAGCUACCGGUACCACAUGAAGUCUUGUGCUCACCGCUCACCACAAGGACUAACUGGAAAAAAGGGGGAGCAAGAAGAAUUUGCAGUGCUCUGCCUACGGUAUGGGACGUGUGUGCGGAUGGCAAGGGCAAAAUCAGGUAUUGUCCCUGCAAAGAAGAGGCCUACCGGUACCGUACUGUACGCACCGCUAGCAAGGGACGUCAAAAGUCAGCCCUUGGCACUUGGCCAACAAAGGUUAAUUGUCUUAGUGAUUGGGUACGGUAUCUAUGGAAGCGACAACAUUGGGGUUGGUUCAUGA
Messenger RNA from Seminavis robusta, 339 nucleotides. Lineage: Eukaryota; Bacillariophyta; Bacillariophyceae; Naviculales; Naviculaceae. The record is from the annotation of a GenBank genome assembly.